GGGAGGGGAUGAUGGGAGGGGAGAGAUCAGCCUGGGACGCAGAGCUGAGCGCUGCAACCCGUUGCCCAUCCUCCCAGCGCUCACCACUUGGAGCUGGUGCCCCCCCAACCUGGCUUUGUGCACUCCCCGGGGGGAUGGCGGAAACAGCCCCCAAUUCCCCAGGGUGGGUGCAGCAGGAGACGAUGGGCCUCAACAUCAGAGUGGGGUAGGAGAGCUCUUCACUGAGGCCAGUGGAGGCUGGGAGGUGCCUUCUGUGCGCCCAGGCUUGUGCUGAGGGCUAAGCGAGUCAUGGAUGGUGAGGGUGGGGGCUGGUCUGGAAGGCCUCCAGGGGCAUCCGAGAGCAGCUCCUGAGGCAGAGAAGAGGGUAAAUUGACGUGAAGAGGCCUAGAACAAAGGCUUUGGAGCGAGACGGAGACUGGAGCCAAUCCCAGCUCUGACAUCUACUUGCUGUGUGACUGAGGUCUCUGCCAUAGGGGCUCCCGUGGAGAACGUGUCCCAGCGGCACAGGCUGGCAGAACUUACCUGGAGCGUCUGAGACCCUGAGAUGUUCGGAGAGGGGUUUGUCUCGCAGACCCACACAGCCUGCGUUUCAGCCAGCUUCUGUGUCCGCCCGAGGCAGAGAGUAGGCCAGUAUGCCCAAGAUAACCCUGAAUGGUGUGACAGUGGAUUUCCCUUUCCAGCCAUACAAAUGCCAAGAGGAGUACAUGAGCAAGGUCUUGGAGUGUCUGCAGAAGAAAGUGAACGGCGUUCUGGAGAGCCCCACGGGCACGGGGAAGACGCUGUGUCUCCUCUGCAGCACGCUGGCCUGGCGGGAGCAGCUCCGAGACGCUGUCUCUGCCCGCAAGAUUGCCGAGAGGGUGUCAGGGGAGCCCUUCCUUGACCGCGCCUUGGCGUCCUGGGGGAACGCUGCCCUGGAAGGAGAUGUCCCAGUGUGCUACGCGGACGUCCCAAAGAUCAUUUACGCCUCCAGGACCCACUCGCAGCUCACUCAGGUCAUCAGUGAGCUCCGGAACACCUCCUACCGGCCCCGAGUGUGUGUGCUGGGCUCCCGGGAACAGCUGUGUAUCCAUCCUGAGGUGAAGAAGCAGGAGAGUAACCACAUGCAGGUCCACUUGUGCCGCAAGAAGGUGGCAAGUCGCUCCUGUCACUUCUACAACAACGUGGAAGAGAGGAGCCUGGAGCCGGAGCUGGCCAGCCGCAUCCUGGACAUCGAGGACCUGGUCAGCAGCGGGACGAGGCACAGAGUGUGCCCCUACUACCUGUCUCGGAACCUGAAGCAGCAGGCCGACAUCAUCUUCAUGCCCUACAACUACCUGCUAGACGCCAAGAGCCGCCGUGCAUAUGGCAUCGACCUGAAAGGGGCGGUCGUCGUCUUUGACGAAGCUCACAACGUGGAGAGGGUGUGUGAGGAGGCCGCGUCCUUCGACCUGACGCCCCACGACGUGGCUUCGGGACUGGACGUGAUAGGCCAGGUGCUGGAGGAGCAGGCCAAGGCGGCGCGGCAGGCACUCCGCCCGGAGCUCAGCGCGGACUCGGCCAGCUCAGGGCUGAACUUGGAGCUGGAGGACCUCGCGAAGCUGAAGACGAUCCUGCUUCGUCUGGAGGGGGCCAUCGACGCCGUGGAGCUGCCUGGAGGUGACGGCGGCGUCACCAAGCCUGGGAGCUACAUCUUUGAGCUGUUUGCCGAAGCCCAGAUCACGUUUCACACCAAGGGCUGCAUCCUUGACUCCCUGGACCAGAUCAUCCAACACCUGGCAGGACGUGCCGGGCUGUUCACCAACACGGCAGGGCUGCAGAAGCUGGCAGACAUCAUCCAGAUCGUGUUUGGCGUGGACCCUGCUGAAGGUGGCCCCAGUGCCGUGGUGGGGCCGGGGUGUCAGUCCUACAAGGUGCACAUCCACCCUGAUGCUGGUCACCGGAGGACGGCUCAGCGGUCAGAUGCCUGGAACGCCACGGCAGCCAGAAAGCAAGGGAAGGUGCUGAGCUACUGGUGCUUCAGCCCUGGCCACAGCAUGCGUGAGCUGGUCCACCAGGGCGUCCGUACCCUCAUCCUCACCAGCGGCACACUGGCCCCCGUGUCCUCCUUCACCCAGGAGAUGCAGAUCCCUUUCCCAGUCUGCCUGGAGAACCCACACGUCAUCGACAAGCACCAGAUCUGGGUGGGGAUUGUCCCUAAAGGCCCCGACGGAGCCCAGCUGAGCUCCGCCUUUGACAAACGGUUCUCUGACGAGUGCUUGUCGUCCCUGGGGAAGGCACUGGGCAACAUCGCCCGUGUGGUCCCGCAUGGGCUCCUGGUCUUCUUCCCUUCCUACCCCGUCAUGGAGAAAAGCCUGGAGUUCUGGCGGGCCCACGACUUUGCCAGGAAGCUGGAGGCCCUGAAGCCCCUGUUCGUGGAACCGAGGACCAAAGGAGGCUUCUCUGAGGGUGAUUUCUGGGGUCUUGCUCAAGGAGGCGAGGGGCCAGGCCGGGCUGACCAGCCUCCCCUUCCAGGUGAUGGAGGCUUUCUACACGAGAGUCACCGCCCCCGGGUCCAGUGGGGCCACCUUCCUGGCUGUGUGCCGGGGGAAGAUGCGAAUGGCCGUGGAGUGAUCGUCACGGGCCUCCCGUACCCGCCCCGCAUGGACCCCCGGGUGGUCCUCAAGAUGCAGUUCCUGGAUGAGAUGAAGGGCCAGAAUGGGGCCCGGGACCAGCCCCCCGCCCUGGCCCUGCAGUUCCUCUCCGGGCACGACUGGUACCGGCAGCAGGCAUCCAGGGCUGUGAACCAGGCCAUUGGGCGGGUGAUCCGGCAUCGCCAUGACUACGGGGCUGUCUUCCUCUGCGACCACAGGUUCAGCUCCGCGGACGCCAGAGCCCAGCUGCCCUCCUGGGUGCGUCCCCACGUCAAGGUGUACGACAGCUUCGGCCACGUCAUCCGAGAUGUGGCCCAGUUCUUCCGCGUCGCUCAGAGAACCAUGCCCAUGCUGGCCCCCCGAGCUGCUGCUCCGAGUCUGGGCGAAGGAGAAGGCACUGCCUCGGUGGCCGUGUCACCCGGCCCCCUCCGCACCAGGAAGGCCACAAGUCUGGAUGUGCACGUCCCUAGCCUGAGGCGCAGACACACGGGCUUGCUGGUCGCCGGGGACGCCGAGGGCAGCCUUUGUGUGGAGUACCAGCAGGAAGCCGUCCAGGCCCGGCGGAGGCCCGUGGGGCUGUUGGCCGCCCUGGAACACAGCGAGCAGCUGGCCGAGGGGCCUGGGGACGAGGCCCUGCCCGCGGAGGAGGAGGCCCCCCGCCACUCCACCCCGUGGGGCCCUCGUGAGAAGAGGCCAGCGGAGGAGCAGCGUGGCAGGCGGAGGAAGGUCAGGCUGGUCGGCGGCCCGGUAUGUGGACGACCUGCAGACGGCGGAAGUUUGGAGGGGCCAGAAGCCGGCGCGGACACAGGCAGGGCCAAGCUGUUCAUGGCAGCCGUGAAGCAGGCGCUGAGCCAGGCCAGCUUCGACACCUUUACCCGGGCCCUGCGGGAGUACAAGAGCACCGAUGACCUCGCGGCCCUGGCCGCUCACCUUGGCCCCCUCUUUGCCGAGGACCCCAAGAAGCACAGCCUGCUCCGAGGCUUCUAUCAGUUCGUGCGGCCCCACCACAAGCAGCAGUUUGAGGAGGUCUGCUGCCAACUGACGGGCCGAGGCUGCAGCUCCCGGCCCGAGCAUGGCCUUCCCUGGAGGCAGGGAGCACGACCGGCCCUGGACCCCAGCGGUGAGGCGGGCCCUGCCUGGGUGGGACCCUCAAACUCAGACCCUGAGGGAAGGAGGGAGCCUGACCCCAAGCUGACCGUGUCCCAGGGUGCAGCCAGGCAGCUGGACCCCUGCGAACACCUGAACCAGGGCCGGCCCCACCUGGCCUCCGGGCUGCUCCCUGCAGGAGACCUCAGCCGCCGGCCUCCUGAGGGGUCCGGAGCCCCCGGAGCAAAGAAGCACCCGCCCGCUGUGAGUGCCUACCUGGCAGAUGCCCACCGGGCCCUGGGGGCCACAGGCUACAGCCAGCUCCUGGCGGCGCUGACCACUUACAAGCAGGAUGACGACUUCGAGAAGGUGGUGGCUGUGGUGGCCUCACUCACCACCGCCAAGCCUGAGGACCUGACCCUGCUGCAGAGGUUCGGCAUGUUCGUGCGCCCUCACCACAAGCAGCGCUUCCGGCAGACGUGUGUGGACCUGGGCACCCAGGCUCCAGGACCCUGGGAGGGGAGCCCUGCUGCGCCUUCUGACCUCGUCUGUGAGGCUCGCGGGACAGGCCCCUCACUGCCAGAGAAACCCCCCGGGAAGACCCAGAGCAAGAGCUUCUCCUUCCUUACGCAGAGGCCGGCUCGGGGGGCGGGGGCUCCCAGCCGGCCCCCCAGUGCCCCCUGCGGGCAGGCACAGUCCGAGUGGGUGGGCUUGGUGUGUCCUGGCUGCAGGGCGGAGGACGUGGUCCCCUUCCAGUGCCCCUCCUGCGACUUCCACUGCUGCCGGGCCUGUUGGCGACAGCACCUCCAGGUCUCUAGGACGUGCCCGGCCUGCCAUGCUGCCACCAGAAAGCAGAGCCUCACGCAGGUCUUCUGGCCGGAGCCCCAGUGAACGUUGAGACCCUCUGGGCGCUGCAGGGUCUGCGGAGGCUGAGGCCGCCCCUGCCUGGGGCGCAGCCUGGACACUUGCUUGUCGGCUGUGGGUGGGCCAGGCCUGAUACCAGAAACCCCUUGGCCGAGAGCGCACCUGACGGGGAGGCCAGUCCAGUGUCCGUGGGGAGCCCCCUGAGACGGCUGCAGGAUCUGGGCCCCCUGUGAGAGGCCCCGAGGCCACCUUGGGGUCUGGGGUGGGUCCACUGGAAGGUGCUUCCCCAGAACUUCCCUGACCGCCAGCCUGUGGGUGGAGCCCCAGCAGGAAGGAGGGGAGCCCUGCACCUUCUGUCCCGGGGACCUUCCAGGGACCUGCUUGUUCCUCAGGGGCCAGGGUUCUAAUAAAGCUGCCGGCACUGCUGGGAAGCGGUCUGUGUGGCCCGGCCUCGGUGGUGGGGUGGGGGAGCCUGGAAGGAAGGAGGCGCCUGGGCAGCCUCCCUCGCACCUGGUUUGUUCAGAGCAGGAGCCGCUACCCCCUCCACCCGCCGGUUGCCAGGCCUGGUAACGGGGUCAGGAGCUGCUCGUGGUGCUGGUGGCCUGCACGGGACCGCCCUGGCACUGGGCUCUGCGGAGGGAGAGGUCAAAGCCUGGGCCCCCAGGUGGCCGACCGC
Molecule: messenger RNA, 5235 nt
Organism: Globicephala melas (long-finned pilot whale)
Lineage: Eukaryota; Metazoa; Chordata; Mammalia; Artiodactyla; Delphinidae
Gene: RTEL1
Product: regulator of telomere elongation helicase 1
Biological process (GO): DNA repair; telomeric loop disassembly; DNA replication
Cellular component (GO): nucleus
Molecular function (GO): DNA helicase activity; DNA polymerase binding; DNA binding
Source: RefSeq, a predicted model, not a curated record